This is a messenger RNA of Rubroshorea leprosula, 1967 nucleotides long. The record is from the annotation of a GenBank genome assembly. NCBI's taxonomy places the organism in Eukaryota, Viridiplantae, Streptophyta, Magnoliopsida, Malvales, Dipterocarpaceae.
UACCCCCAAGGCAUUCUAAAUCAUUGGUAUUAUGGCAUCGCCCUUGUUCAUCCUCCUGCUACUUCAGUCUUUUCUUGUUUCUACUUCUGCUUCUUCCACCACUCCUUUCCUUAAUCAAACAGAAACUCUUCUCAAAUGGAAAGCCAGUCUUGACAACCAAAGCCAAAGCUUCCUCUCUUCCUGGGUUGGGGAAACUCCUUGCAGUUGGGUUGGAAUUGCUUGUGACAAAGUUGGAAGCAUCACCAACAUAAGCCUUUCAAAUUUUGGUCUCAAAGGUACACUCGGCAACCUUAACUUCUUGGCCUUCCCCAAACUAAUUCGCUUUGAUGUUGGUAAUAAUUCACUUUAUGGGGCCAUUCCUUCUGACAUCGUUAACUUGUCCAAACUCACUUUUUUCAAUUUGUCUACUAAUGAUAAUUUUUCUGGAAAUAUUCCCAAGGAUAUAGGAAGGUUGAGUUUGCUCACCGUACUCGACCUUGCUUGGAACCAACUUAGUGGUUCACUUCCUGUUUCCGUCGGAAAUUUAAGUAAUUUGUCUUACCUUGCAAUCACUGGCAACAACCUCGACGGUUCCUUGCCUCAAGAAGUUGGAAUGAUGAGAUCACUUCUUGUGCUUCAUUUAGCGUUGAAUUCCUUUACUGGUCCAAUCCCUGCGUCAAUAGGAAAUUUAAGCAAUUGUCAACAGCUUUAUCUUUUUGAAAAUGAGCUAUCUGGUUCUAUUCCAACAGACAUAGGAAGGAUGAGUUCACUUAAAGAACUUCACCUUCAAGGCAAUAGGCUCAAUGGUUCUAUACCUCAAGAAGUUGGGAUGAUAAGAUAUCUUAUUUUGCUUGAUUUUUCCAAUAACACCCUAACUGGUAUGAUCCCGAGAGCAAUCGGAAAUUUUAGCCAUUUAAGACAUCUUUACCUUUAUGCAAAUGAGCUCUCUGGUUCUAUUCCUCGUGAAAUAGGAAUGAUUCAGUCACUUUUCGACCUGCAGUUGUUAGGAAAUAAUCUCACAGGUGUUAUACCGACUUCCAUAGGAAACCUAACCAGUUUACGCUCCCUUCUUCUCUUUGAUAACGAGUUAAUUGGCUCAAUACCAUCAGAAAUAGGAUUUCUCAACUCUCUCACUAAUCUUGCUUUGUAUAAUAACAGUUUCUCUGGUUCAAUCCCAGCUUCUUUAGGAAAUCUAGCCAGUUUAAAUACUCUUUCUCUCUCUGAUAACAAGCUUUCUGGUCCAAUCCCAGCUUCCAUAGGAAAAUUGACAAGACUUACUAUUUUACAGCUUAGAGGAAACUCUUUGUCUGGUCCUAUUCCAGUAGAAAUGAAUAACCUCACUAUUUUGGAAUCUUUACAAUUAAGUUAUAAUCAACUCAGUGGCCAUGUACCUGACAAUAUAUGCCUUGGGGGCUCACUCAAAUAUUUGGCUGUCAACGGAAACCAUUUAACUGGUCCCAUCCCAAGAAGUUUGAGAAAUUGCGCUAGCUUAUACAGGGCAAGGCUUGAGAAGAAUCAACUUGAAGAAAAUAUAUCAGAAGCUUUUGGCAUAUAUCCCAACUUGGAUUUUAUUGAUUUGAGUGAUAAUAAGUUGUACGGUGAACUUUCUCCAAAUUGGGGUCUAUGUCAAAACCUCACGAGCUUGAGGAUCUCCAACAAUAAGGUAUCUGGUAGGAUACCUCCUGAGCUAGCUCAAGCCACUCAAUUGACUGGGCUUGACCUCUCUUUAAAUCAACUGAGUGGGGAGAUUCCGAAGGAAAUAAGCAAGCUGACAGCCAUGGUUUAUCUCUUGCUAAAUGACAACCAACUCUUUGGCAGAAUCCCACCAGAGAUAGGAAACCUACUUAAUCUGCAACAUCUUAGCUUGGCAAAGAACAAUCUGGUUGGACCAAUUCCAACACAACUUGGGAAUUGCUUCAGGAGACAUUCCACGAGAGCUUGGAGGAUCACGUGUGUUGGAAAUGCUGAAUCUUUCUCAUAAUAUGCUC